CGGGUACCGGGGACUUUACUUUCAUAACGCUUCUUAUCCCUGCACCGAAGAGACAGUCACCAACUGGAAUCAAAUGUUACAUCCCACGGGGAUGGCCAGGGUAAGCUGGGGAGAGCCCCGUCGCUUCCGAAAAGCAGGCACAGUCAGGAUGGAGUAGGCAAGGAACUGAGGCUCUUCAUGUGGUUGGGUGGGAACGAAAUGUCGCCCCCAUUCGUUCCAUAGUGAAAUGUAUUGUCCAUCCUUUCAUGGCGCAAGCCCAGGCAACAGCACAACAUGCGAAUUGCUCCCGUACAUACUUACUUAUCUGUCUGUCGACGGCAAGCCAAUUAGUCGAACACACAAUUAGCUCUGAAGAACCGCCUUUGCACGCAUAUCCUCCUCCAUAUGUAUCUUUUUCGCAGAGCAGCUCCGACGUCAACUCCAUUUGUGGGCUCGUAGCACGAUCGGCGGUCGCACGUGCAGAUCGCAGUGAAAGAAAUCAAGCCCGCUCUGCGCCCCAUCAGCUCGACGGAGACGGCGGCGAAAUGCCACGGAGCCGAUAGAUAGUCACGUGAUAAUAUCUUGGCAUUCAAUUGCGCUGCUUAACUAAUGAACGAGCGCGAGCUGGGCGCUCGCUUAGCUAAGCGCACACAACCCGCCAGGACCACACAAAAUAUUGAUUCGAUCGCAAUUUUGUUCCAACCGACAGGACUCUCACCACACCCGUCGACUAACGCCAAACAGGUCCAAGAUGAGUCACCGGAAAUACGAAGCGCCUCGGCACGGCUCUCUGGCUUUCUUGCCACGAAAGCGCAGUGCCAGACAUCGGGGCAAGGUUAAGAGCUUCCCAAAGGAUGACCCCAAGAAGCCUGUCCACCUUACCGCUGCCAUGGGUUACAAGGCCGGUAUGACCACCACCGUCCGCGAUCUUGAUCGUCCUGGUGCCAAGAUGCACAAGAAGGAGAUCGUUGAGGCCGUCACCAUUAUCGAAACUCCUCCAAUGAUCGCCGUCGGCAUUGUCGGAUACAUUGAGACUCCUCGCGGUCUCCGAUCGCUUACCACCGUCUGGGCCGAGCACUUGAGCGACGAGGUCAAGAGACGGUUCUACAAGAACUGGUACAAGAGCAAGAAGAAGGCCUUCACAAAAUACGCCAAGAGCUACUCAGAGAACAAGGGCGCCUCCGUCACCCGCGAACUCGAGCGCAUCAAGAAAUACUGCACUGUCGUCCGCCUUCUCGCACACACUCAGAUCCGCAAGACCCCUCUCAAGCAAAAGAAGGCCCACCUCAUGGAAAUCCAGGUCAACGGUGGUUCCGUCCCGGAGAAGGUUGACUUCGCCCACGGUCUGUUUGAGAAGCCAAUUGAGAUCGACUCCGUCUUCGAGCAAGACGAGAUGAUCGAUGUUAUUGCUGUCACCAAGGGCCACGGUUUCCAGGGUGUCACAAGCAGAUGGGGUACCAAGAAGCUUCCUCGCAAGACGCACAAGGGUCUCCGAAAGGUCGCUUGUAUUGGUGCUUGGCAUCCAUCCCACGUCCAGUGGACCGUUGCCCGUGCCGGUCAAGACGGCUACCACCACCGUACAUCCGUCAACCACAAGAUCUAUCGCAUUGGCAAGGGUUCUGAUGAGGGUAACGCCUCCACUGACUUCGAUGUCAGCAAGAAGCAGAUCACUCCAAUGGGUGGCUUCGUCAGAUACGGUGAGGUGAAAAACGACUUCAUCAUCCUCAAGGGUUCCUGCCCCGGUGUCAAGAAGAGAGUCCUCACUCUCAGAAAGACCCUCUUCCCCCAAGUCAGCCGCAAGGCUCUGGAGAAAGUGGAAUUGAAAUGGAUCGAUACCUCUUCCAAAUUCGGCCAUGGUGCCUACCAGACCGCCGCGGAGAAGCGGGCGUUCAUGGGUACUCUCAAGAAGGAUUUGGCUGCUGCUCCAUGAGACGUUUCUUUUGUUUUUAAUGGCUGGGGUUGAUGUGGAGCAUGGUAUCUUUUCAUCAGCGGUUGUAUCUACUUUGAUGACAAGAAAAUUCAAUUCUACGGGUUUCUUCUAAUAC
Messenger RNA from Coccidioides posadasii C735 delta SOWgp, 2024 nucleotides. Lineage: Eukaryota; Fungi; Ascomycota; Eurotiomycetes; Onygenales; Onygenaceae. The record is from RefSeq and is a predicted model, not a curated record.